Messenger RNA from Sphaeroforma arctica JP610, 1691 nucleotides. RefSeq lists its product as hypothetical. Gene Ontology annotation, molecular function: phosphatidylinositol kinase activity. Bases 1 to 1152 code for a protein of 383 amino acids. NCBI's taxonomy places the organism in Eukaryota, Ichthyosporea, Ichthyophonida. Gene Ontology annotation, biological process: phosphatidylinositol metabolic process. The transcript has 6 exons. The record is from RefSeq and is a predicted model, not a curated record.
AUGUAUCUAUUGAGAGUAUCACCUUUACCACCUUCUAAACCAAGGUAUACCCAUUCACUUCCAUUGUUUGCUCAGGACUACUCCCCCAAGGUAUUCCGAAAUAUCCGAGAGAUGUACGGUAUCCACACCGACGAGUACAUAACCUCAUGGACACUGCCUGAUGAGAAACUGGUCGCAGAAGAAGGUGCUGGCAGAAGUGGUAGUUUGUUUCUGAUUUCAAGCGACAACAAGUACAUGCUUAAGACUAUCCCCGCAGAUGAGGUGAACACCCUCAUGAGCUGUCUGCACAAUUACUACCAACACCUGGUGGACUACAAGACAUCGCUGAUUAUGAAGAUCUUUGGAGUUAUGCACUUCACCUGCAAAGGCCAUGACAUGCACGUGAUGAUAUUCACCAAUGUCUGCUACUUCCCACACGGAGAGAUGUGUGCCACAUACGAUCUUAAGGGCCGAGUGCCCAAGCCAGGAAAGGCGCUACAGAACACAGCCAAAAUAGGAACGUCGUACAUCUUCAAAGAUAAAGAUUUGGAUCGUAAAUUCUUCGUGCGCCUGGACGAGAAGUCCUCGUUCUUCACCCAACUGAACCGCGAUAUCGAGUUUUUCCGUCUAAAUAAUCUGAUGGACUAUAGUUUGCUGAUUGGGGUUGCCACCAUGCCUGAGGACAAUAUUGACUAUCCGGAGUGGCAAUAUAUCGCUCGCUCGUCACCCAGCAAGGGAGAGAUUUACUUCAUCGGCUUUAUCGACUGUCUGACAAAUUACGGCAUGCGCAAGAAGGCCGCCAACUUCUUCAAGACGGCUCUGUGGACACCCAACACGCUGUCCACCAUUGAUGCUACGUCGUAUGCGGAGCGUAUCAAGUACUAUCUGUUCGAUAUCUUCGACGCUACCGGUGAUGAGGCGCCUCCCGCACUGACACGGGCUGCCAGGGCUAAUACGAAUACGGGUUUGGGUGGAGACGAUAAUAUUCUACUGGAGAAGAAGGUGUCCUUCCUUGAGACGAAGGUCUACAAACUCGAGGAGCAAUUACAAGCAGCCUCUACUCUGUUGAUGCAGGUCCUGCAAGAGAAGAACAUCGACGUACCCGCCGAUCUCAUCCCCGUUUCAAGCUCCAAAGCUAUCAUCCAGGUGUCUAGCUUGGUCCCCGACCAAUAAGUGGCAAACCGAUUGCCCACACUGACUAUGCAUGCGUCUGUACUUCACGCGUGUGUGUGUGAGUGUCCCUCUGUAUAGCUGUACAUAGCUAGUGCAGCAUUGCGCAGUUGUCAGACGGCGCCCGUGCGGGCUGAAACUAUGGUGAGAACGAAGGAUGAACAAGUAGGUAUGGUGCCUGUCUCUCUCUAUCACUCUAUACGGUGCAUGCUCAAGCGAAUUUAAUUCUGCAGCACUCGCGCAGAUUGUAUCGAACGGAUACGCAUGGGGUGUUUCCGUGGAUGGGAUGCGCUAGUAGUGCAGGUGUGUGCGCCUAGUAGUCGUGCAUGUCUCGAACAUGACUGACAGGGGGGGAUGAAGAGCCAGAGGUUGGUUGGGUGCAGGUGAGGCACCAUAGUCUUAUAAUAUAACAUGUUAGGUGAAUGCUACAUGUAUGGUUGCUGCAAAUGGUCUUCAGAGUGCCUUCGCACGUUUGUAUAUGUACCGGGUAAGACUCUAGGAGAUUAGGUCCGCCAUGCAAAAGUAAACAAACAAUUUGAAAC